Molecule: messenger RNA, 2173 nt
Organism: Harpegnathos saltator (Jerdon's jumping ant)
Lineage: Eukaryota; Metazoa; Arthropoda; Insecta; Hymenoptera; Formicidae
Gene: Moe
Product: moesin
Exons: 11
Coding region: 364-2148 (594 amino acids)
Cellular component (GO): cytoskeleton
Molecular function (GO): actin binding
Source: RefSeq, a predicted model, not a curated record
UUCGCGCGUUUUCGCCGGAACAGCGAUUGAAGGGGGAAAGGACGCAGCCGGUUGCAUCCGCUGUUCGGCCCAUUGUCUAGCUCGAAACCGGCGAAGGUCGACUGCGUUUGCUCGCUCGCUCGCUCGCACUUACGUACGCACGAACGAUCAGAGUUAAAUUUUGCCGCAAGUGUUACCACCGAACGCGAUCCAUCCUCCCUGUUGUGUCCCGUCGUGUCGUGUCGUGUCGUGUCGCGUCGCGUCGCGGUGCGCGUCCCCGGCCUGGCGUCUGAAAUUCGUUCGCGGUGUAUUCGCCAAACGGUCGAUCGCGUCGCGUUUUACCGGUAGUAUCCUCUGGCUUUGUGUUGAACGAAUCUCGUAGACAUGGUUGCCGGCGCCAAGAUGAUGAACGUGAGGGUGACGACGAUGGACGCCGAGCUGGAGUUCGCGAUCCAGCAGACGACCACCGGGAAGCAGUUGUUCGACCAGGUCGUGAAGACGAUCGGACUACGCGAAGUAUGGUUCUUUGGUCUCCAGUAUACCGACAAUAAGGGUGAUCUCACUUGGAUCAAACUCUACAAGAAGAGUGGACUUUCAUUCUUGUCUAGGGUGGUUCCAUGUGGUCUCCAAAGAAUCUGCCACGUGAUGAACCAGGAGGUCAAGAAAGAAACUCCACUGCAGUUCAAGUUCCGUGCAAAGUUCUAUCCCGAGGAUGUCGCCGAGGAACUCAUACAGGAUAUUACUCUUCGACUUUUCUAUCUUCAGGUGAAGAAUGCUAUCCUCACGGAUGAGAUAUACUGUCCACCGGAAACGUCCGUCUUAUUGGCUUCGUACGCUGUCCAGGCGAGACACGGUGACUAUCAGAAGGGUAGUCACCCCGCUGGUUUCCUGGCAAACGAUCGGCUGUUGCCGCAGCGUGUCGUGGAUCAGCAUAAGAUGAGCAAGGAAGAAUGGGAUAGUUCAAUCACGAAUUGGUGGCAGGAGCAUCGUGGCAUGUUGCGGGAGGAUGCCAUGAUGGAAUAUCUGAAAAUUGCUCAGGACUUAGAGAUGUAUGGUGUGAAUUACUUUGAAAUUCGCAACAAGAAGGGCACAGACCUUUGGUUGGGUGUGGAUGCUUUAGGUUUGAACAUCUACGAGAAGGACGAUAAGCUUACGCCGAAAAUCGGUUUCCCUUGGUCCGAGAUACGGAAUAUCUCGUUCAACGAUAAGAAGUUCAUAAUCAAGCCGAUCGACAAGAAGGCGCCGGACUUUGUAUUUUUCGCCACCAGAGUCAAGAUUAACAAGAGAAUCCUCGCGCUAUGCAUGGGCAAUCACGAGCUCUACAUGCGCAGACGUAAGCCGGACACGAUCGACGUGCAGCAGAUGAAGGCUCAAGCAAGAGACGAAAAAAUAGCGAAACAGCAACAGAGAGAGAAACUGCAAUUGGAAAUAGCCGCUCGAGAGCGCGCCGAGAAGAAACAGCAAGAAUACGAAGAGAGGCUAAGAAAUAUGGCGGAAGAAAUGGACAGGCGGCAAGCCGAGCUGAACGAAGCUCAGGAAAUGAUUCGGCGCUUGGAAGAACAGUUGAAGCAGUUGCAGGCUGCCAAGGAAGAGUUAGAAAAUCGCCAGAAGGAAUUGACGGCAAUGAUGGAAAAGUUGGAACUCUCGCACGAGAUGGAGGCUGCGGAACGCGCCAAACUCGAACAGGAGAUUAGGGCUAAGCAGGAGGAAGUGCAACGUAUACAAUCUGAAGUGGAAGCAAAGGAUGCGGAAGCUAGGAGAUUACAGGCCGAGUUCGAAGCGGCCAAGUUGAGACAAGAGGAAGCUGACCGAGCGUAUCAGGCCAGUACAACCCCGCAUCAUCAUCAUGUCGAGGAAAACGAAGAAGGUGAGGAGGAAGGCGAGGACGAAGUUCCUCAAGGAGACGUUACCAAGGACCUUGCGACUGACGAAUCGAUAAUUGAUCCUGUCGAAGAGCGACGCACUUUAGCCGAGAGAAACGAACGUCUUCACGAUCAACUGAAGGCAUUGAAGCAGGACCUCGCCCAAUCGCGUGACGAAUCCAAGGAAACGGUGAUGGAUAAGAUCCAUAGGGAAAAUGUGCGCCAAGGCCGCGACAAGUACAAAACCCUUCGUGAGAUCCGCAAGGGCAACACUAAGCGUCGCGUUGAUCAGUUCGAAAACAUGUAAAUUAUAACGUGCAUUUAUUCGCUUA